GUUCGUGAUGAUGUAAUUAUCGCUGACGUCACGUUUUGAAGAUGGCAGACGCCGCAAACACACCGACACCUGAGAGCUGUAUAGCAAGUCAUUCUGAUGAAGAAUAUGACAAAAAAUGUAUUUUCUGUAAAAUCUUAAAGGGUGAGAUGGGAACAGAGCUUCUACACAGCGAUGAGACUGUGUCCUGUUUCCAAGAUAUCCACCCUGGAGCUCCUCAUCACUAUCUGGUUGUGCCAAGUAAACAUGUUGGCAAUUGCAAAUCUCUCAGCAAAGAGCACGUACCGUUAGUGGAAAAGAUGCUGGAAACGGGGAAAGAGAUACUUGAGAAGAACAAUGUGACUGAUUUAAGUGAUGUUAGGUUUGGCUUCCAUUGGCCUCCAUUCUGCUCCGUCACACAUCUACAUCUUCAUGUUCUCGCACCCGUCAGUCAGAUGGGCUUCAUGUCACGUUUGAUCUACAGGUUAAACUCGUAUUGGUUCGUUACGGCAGACCAGUUACUCCAAAGACUGAACUCUAUGGGCUAAAUAUUACCACACUAAUGUAGUGUAUUGAAACUCCAAAUAACACUAAAGAUUGAGAUGCCCAGAGCCAUGUUACUAAUAACAACCGUCCAAUCUGUUUGUGAUGACGGAAGGUCACAGUUGAGUGCCUCUGGGUUAUAAUACUCAUUAAUGCUGCAAUCAUUGUUAGUUAUAUCAUCGGCCAGACGGGCUAAUCAAAUUUGCAGCUACUUUUGAAUUGCUUGUGAACAAAAAAGGCAUGCAGAAUAGUAAUGACACUGAUAAUUUUGACAGAAUCAUUAAUCUUUUAUGGUGAACAGUUGGGCUUCUUCCAGUUUUACCAAGAUGAUAUUUAAGUAUGCAUUGCAGCGAGAAAGACUUUUAAAUAUGAAUAUGAAUUAAAUAUGAGGUAAAAAUGGUAAUUAAUCUCAAUAAUUGGCUUUGGCCUUUCACCUCACAUCAAUAGGCCAAAUUCAUUGUUCAUUGAUUCUGUGUUUUUGUUACUCUAUAAUAUACAAUCCACUCUGUUUGCCUUUAUAUAAAGACUAAUGAAAUGUUAUUAGCUCUGUUUAUAUCACAAUGUACUGUAUUGGCUGAAAGGGAUAGUUCACUCAAAGAUUUUCAUUGUCAUCAUUUACUCACCCUUGUCACACACCUGUUUGUGUUCGUUUUUUUCUUUCUGCUGGACACAAAAGAAGAUGUUUGGAAGAAUGCUGAAAACCUGUAACUAUUGACUUCUAUAGUAACACCUCAGUCAGCUGCCAUUCUUGUUCAUAGUUUAGUCACAUCCCGUUUAGAUUACUGUAAUUCCCUUCUGUUUGGCCUCCCUAAAAAAACUCUUCAUUUUUUACAACUGGUACAAAACGCUGCAGCCCGCAUAAUCACAAAAACCCCCUCUAUCUGUCACAUCACACCCAUUCUACAACAGCUUCACUGGCUUCCCAUCUCUUUCAGAAUUAAUUAUGAAAUGCUUCUUCUCACUUUUAAAGCCAUCCACAAUCUUGCUCCUCCAUACCUGGCUAAUCUUGUUCAUAUCGCCACACCGUCUCGAACAGGUCUUCUUCUUCCAUUCACCUCACUGUUCCCUGUCCGCCUUGUCACCAUGGGGAGCAGAUCUUUUAGCCACUCUGCUCCUCAGCUUUGGAAUUCACUCCCUACUGAUCUCCGUAAUUUAGACUCUCUUUCACAAUUUAAGUCCAAACUCAAAACGCAUCUGUUUAAAACAGCCUAUUCUCUUUGACUCGCUUGCAUUUUUAAAGUUUGUAUUGUAUUUUAUUGUUUUUAUUGUGUUUUUAUUUGAAUUAUUUGUUUUAGCUGUCCUGUACGG
Danio rerio (zebrafish) is the source of this 1827-nucleotide messenger RNA. RefSeq names its product histidine triad nucleotide binding protein 3 (gene hint3). The record is from RefSeq and is marked validated. Gene Ontology annotation, molecular function: catalytic activity. NCBI's taxonomy places the organism in Eukaryota, Metazoa, Chordata, Actinopteri, Cypriniformes, Danionidae.